CCCAAUUCGAGGGCCCAGGAUUAUUAUAUAUAAAGUUGUAAUUGUAAUUAGGGUUUCAGAAGAGCAGAGCUACAUAUCUGCCUACGGCGGCCUGCACUACGAAGGACACUGAGGAGCUCAUCCACAAGCAAUCAUGGGUAUUUCUCGGGAUUCUAUGCACAAGAGGCGUGCCACUGGAGGCAAGAAGAAGGCAUGGAGGAAGAAGCGAAAGUAUGAGCUGGGAAGACAGCCAGCAAACACGAAGUUGUCCAGUAACAAGACAGUUCGCAGGGUCAGGGUUCGUGGAGGCAAUGUGAAGUGGCGUGCGUUGAGACUUGACACUGGAAAUUACUCCUGGGGGAGUGAGGCUGUGACCAGAAAGACUCGUAUUCUUGAUGUCGUGUACAAUGCAUCCAACAAUGAGCUGGUCAGGACCCAGACUUUGGUGAAGGGUGCUAUUGUUCAAGUGGAUGCUGCACCAUUCAAGCAGUGGUACCUUCAACAUUAUGGAGUUGAAAUUGGUCGUAAGAAGAAGACUGCUGCAAAGAAGGAAGGAGAGGAAACUGAGACAACUGUGACUGAGGAGGCAAAGAAGAGUAACCAUGUCCAGAGGAAACUAGAAAAACGUCAGCAGGACCGUAAGAUUGACCAACAUAUCGAGGAACAAUUUGGUGGUGGUCGCCUGUUAGCUGCAAUUGCCUCUCGCCCAGGACAGUGUGGGCGAUGUGAUGGUUAUAUCUUGGAGGGCAAGGAGCUGGAGUUUUACAUGAAGAAACUUCAGAAGAAGAAGGGAAAAGGUGCAAGCACCGCUUGAGUUUUGUAAUGAUAAACUAAAAUUUUUCAGUCCAAAAACUUAUCCUGAGAUUUUGCAUGUUCUGAACAAAUUUGUCAAGACAUUGUUUCUGCAUCACAGUAAUAACUUAGUAGGACGGAGCGUGGUUUUUUGUUA
Molecule: messenger RNA, 928 nt
Organism: Salvia splendens (bonfire salvia)
Lineage: Eukaryota; Viridiplantae; Streptophyta; Magnoliopsida; Lamiales; Lamiaceae
Product: 40S ribosomal protein S8
Exons: 5
Coding region: 134-793 (219 amino acids)
Biological process (GO): translation
Cellular component (GO): ribosome
Molecular function (GO): structural constituent of ribosome
Source: RefSeq, a predicted model, not a curated record